This is a messenger RNA of Perkinsus marinus ATCC 50983, 400 nucleotides long. RefSeq lists its product as hypothetical. The annotation marks the transcript as partial. The transcript has a single exon. The record is from RefSeq and is a predicted model, not a curated record. NCBI's taxonomy places the organism in Eukaryota, Perkinsozoa, Perkinsida, Perkinsidae.
AUGUUGUCCAAAGUCUCCUGUUUGAUCCUGCCUUUGAUAGGCGUUCAAGCUGGUUUCGGCGAGGGAAAUGUGCGUAUGCACAUUACUACCAAGAAGUACUGUAAUCUCGGCCUCGUCGACGCCAAUGGCAACCCGGCUCCGUGCGGUGUCUCAUUGGCUGAAGGAACCUCCGGGCUCACCUUGCCUGGUAUGGAGAAUGGUGUUCAUACUACCAGGGAGGAUGUGAUCAUCGCUAAAGACGGCCAAUUGUCGGUUCAAGCCUCUCCUGCCCUUCCCUACACCUUCCUUAUGUCGAUCAAAUCCCCCGACCACCAAGUUGUCAAGAAGCUCUUCAACCGCCAAUCUUCCAUUGUAUCCAUUGUAGAAGCGGCUGAGGACACCCUCGAGGAGACUACCAUUG